CGGCACUGCCCUCUUCUUCCUUCUCGCCGGGCACAGUAACACCGAGCCUCCGCCGCCGGACCUCCGGCUUCCGCCUCCGCACAUUGAUUCAGGAUACACUCGAUUCAGGUGACUUUUCAAUCGAUUUUAUUCUCUCAAUAACCCGCAAAGACGUUGAAUUGCACUCUGGUUGGGGAUAGAGUUGGAUGAGAAUCUGAGAUGCCUCCGAAGCAGCAAGCGAAAUCCGAUGUAGCGAAGAAGCAGAAGGUCGUAGAGGACAAGACCUUCGGUUUGAAGAAUAAGAACAAGUCCAAAGCCGUCCAGAAAUACGUCCAGGCCCUCAAGCAGAACGUCCAGCCUAAACCUGACCCCAAAAAGGUCGAUGCUAAGAAAAAGAAAGAAGAAGAGAAGGCCAGGGAGAGGGAGCUCAAUGAAUUGUUUAAGGUUGCUGUUAGUCAGCCGAAAGUCCCACCUGGUGUGGAUCCAAAAUCAAUACUAUGCGAGUUCUUCAAAGCUGGACAGUGUACAAAAGGUUUCAAGUGCAAGUUCUCACAUGAUCUGAAUAUUCAGAGAAAAGGAGAAAAGAUUGACAUUUACAGCGAUAAACGUGAUAAUGAAACAAUGGAGGACUGGGACCAAGAGACUUUGGAGAAGGUUGUUGCAUCAAAAAGCGAGGAAUAUAACAAAAACAAACCCACAGAUAUUGUUUGUAAAUACUUUUUGGAAGCUGUGGAGAAGAAGCAAUAUGGAUGGUUUUGGACCUGUCCCAAUGGUGGUAAAGACUGCCACUAUCGGCAUGCUCUUCCCCCAGGUUAUGUUCUGAAAUCACAGAUGAAGGCUUUGUUAGAGGAAGAAACAACAAAAGUAUCUAUAGAGGAAGAGAUUGAAGAUAAGCGUUCAAAAUUAACCACAUCAACUCCUAUGAAUCCUGAACUCUUUAUGGAAUGGAAGAGAAAGAAGCGGGAAGAAAGAGAUGCUAAGGUGGCAUUGCAAAUGGCAGAAAGAGCCAAAAAUGAUCGCAUGAGUGGACGUGAGCUAUUCAUGUCAGACUCGAGCUACUUCGUGGAUGAUAUUGGUGCAUAUGAUAAAUAUGACAGGGAAGAAGAGUCAAAUGUCACUGAACGGAAGGUUGACAAUGGUACCUCAAAGGAUGAGGCAAGCUGCUCAACCUCGGCACCAAGCACAUCCAAUGCCGAAGAUGUUCUUGAUGGGGACGACGAUGACGAUGAUGAUUUGGAUGAUGACGAGUUGAAUGAGUUGGAGGCAAGUCUUGCCAAAACAACAUUACAGAUCAACGAACCCGGUGGUCAUGCAUGAGGCAAGAUACUGAAUCGGUGAUAUCCGUAGUGCUUUUUUGAGAUUAUUCUCAUUGUUCUGAUCGAUCUCGAGGACUAUGAUUUUUGGCACUCCAUAUUUCAUUUCUUUAUUACGGAGUAUCUUCCCGAUCUUUUUUUGCAUUCAAAAACGACACUAAUGGAUUUAGGCGUGAAUGGGAAUUUCAGAAUAUGGUCCUCGGGUCAUAUCACACUGGAAGCCAAUCGUUGGAUUUGCAUCUGUGCAUAACCUUUUAGAUUUGCAUCUGUGAAAAACCUGAUCGUUUCGUGCUUUUGACAAUGUCUUCGCGUCGAAGUAAAUAACAGACUUUUUU
Messenger RNA from Cuscuta campestris, 1627 nucleotides. Lineage: Eukaryota; Viridiplantae; Streptophyta; Magnoliopsida; Solanales; Convolvulaceae. The record is from the annotation of a GenBank genome assembly.